Fulmarus glacialis (Northern fulmar) is the source of this 334-nucleotide messenger RNA. RefSeq names its product CASP8-associated protein 2-like. NCBI's taxonomy places the organism in Eukaryota, Metazoa, Chordata, Aves, Procellariiformes, Procellariidae. The transcript has 4 exons. Gene Ontology annotation, molecular function: transcription corepressor activity. The record is from RefSeq and is a predicted model, not a curated record. Gene Ontology annotation, cellular component: PML body; mitochondrion. Gene Ontology annotation, biological process: extrinsic apoptotic signaling pathway via death domain receptors; Fas signaling pathway. The annotation marks the transcript as partial.
GAUGGGGAAGCCAUAGGGAGUUUGUAUCAUGGCAACAGAUGAGGAUGGACUGGGACUGUUUGAUACCCGCUAUGGUGCUGAAGCUUCCCCCUUCAAGGAAGGUGAUGAGAGCUCAGUGGAUAUUUACGAUGGCUUGGACAAUGGUUUGACAGUUCCUGACAAUUCUGCUCCAAAUUCUACACCGGCUGGAAACAGCUUAAAUUUAUUUGAUGAGAUAUUAAUUGAAGAAGGGACUGCAAAGGAAGCAUCCUACAACGAGUUGCAGGCAGAAUAUGGAAAAUGUCAGCAGCAAAUUAAAGAGUUGAUGAAGAAAUUUAAGGAAAUACAGGCACAG